Staurois parvus is the source of this 3378-nucleotide messenger RNA. The record is from the annotation of a GenBank genome assembly. Lineage: Eukaryota; Metazoa; Chordata; Amphibia; Anura; Ranidae.
GUCUGACUUUCCAUGUACACUACCUGAAACCUCUGACGGUCUCUUCAUGGUAACUCAUGAGAAGAAACCUGCUCGCUACCGCCGUGCUAUCAGUUAUGACAGCAAAGAUUAUUAUAUGCGCCUGAUGCCAGGGAACCCAGCGGUGUUCCAGGACACAGUGGAGGAAAGUUCUGAAGAGGCAGCACAGCAUGAGCCAGAACAUGGGGAAGACACCAUUGCCAGGGUGAAAGGCCUAGUAAAAGCACCUCUUAAACGAUCAAAAUCAGCCCCAGAUGGAGGAGAAGAUGAAAACCAAGAACAUUUACAGGACCAGCUAAGUGAAGGUUCUUCCAUAGAUGAAGAAGAGAAGAUGGAUAGUACCACUCUGCUGAGACUUCUUGAAGAAGGAGAGAAGAUUCAGCACAUGUAUCGCUGUGCAAGAGUCCAGGGCUUAGACACUGGUGAAGGCCUCCUACUCUUUGGAAAAGAACACUUUUAUGUGGUUGAUGGGUUUACUUUGACAGCCAACAGGGAGAUUCGUGACAUUGAAACGCUACCAGUAAAUAUGCAUGAACCAAUCAUUCCUCGUGGAGCAAGACAAGGUCCCAGUCAGCUGAAAAGAACUUGCAGCAUCUUCGCAUAUGAAGAUAUCAAAGAAGUUCACAAAAGAAGAUAUCUUCUACAGCCAAUUGCAGUAGAAGUUGUUCUCAGCAGAUGGGCGCAACUAUUUGCUAGCUUUUCAAAAAGGUGUUCGAAACAAAGUUUACCAAAGGUUUUUGGCAGUUGUGCCAUCUUUGACAGACAGUUCAGAAUCUGUUUCCGGACAGCAGCGCCCAAACACAAGUGUAGAGCAAGGGUCUGGGCUUCUGAGCACUUUAGUGGGAGAAAAAUCAGUUACACAGAGAUGGGAGAGGGGAGAAAUCAGCAAUUUCCAGUACCUGAUGCACUUAAAUACUCUGGCAGGCCGAUCAUAUAAUGACCUUAUGCAGUACCCUGUCUUUCCUUGGAUCCUGGCAGAUUAUGAUUCUGAGGAGCUGGAUUUGACAAAUCCCAAAACAUUUAGAAAUCUUUCUAAGCCAAUGGGAGCCCAGACUGAUGACAGGCUUGCACAGUAUAAGAAACGAUACAAAGACUGGGAGGAUCCUAAUGGGGAGACACCAGCGUACCACUAUGGAACCCAUUACAGUUCUGCUAUGAUUGUGGCAUCUUACCUUGUUAGAAUGGAACCAUUUACUCAGAUCUUCCUCAGGCUUCAGGGUGGUCAUUUUGACUUGGCUGAUCGGAUGUUUCACAGUGUACGAGAGGCUUGGUACUCUGCAUCAAAGCACAACAUGGCUGACGUGAAGGAGCUAAUUCCGGAGUUCUUUUAUCUUCCAGAGUUUCUUCUAAACUCUAAUAACUUUGAUCUUGGUUGUAAACAAAAUGGAACAAAACUGUGUGAUGUAAUUCUACCCCCAUGGGCAAAAGGUGACCCACGAGAAUUUAUUCGCGUACACAGAGAGGCCCUGGAAUGUGACUACGUCAGUGCCCACCUGCAUGAAUGGAUAGACCUGAUCUUUGGAUACAAGCAACAGGGACCAGCUGCUGUUGAUGCUGUCAACGUCUUUCACCAUCUUUUCUAUGAGGGACAAGUGGACAUCUACAACAUUAAUGACCCAUUGAAAGAGACUGCUACUAUAGGCUUUAUCAACAAUUUUGGGCAGAUACCAAAGCAGUUGUUUAAAAAGCCACAUCCACCAAAACGUGUCAGAAGCAGGGUUAAUGGAGACAUGUCAUCAGUAUCCAUGCCACUGGGAUCUGCAUGUGACAAGAUAUUUUUUCAUCAUUUGGACAACUUAAGACCUUCCCUGGCUCCAGUCAAAGAACUGAAGGAGCCUGUGGGUCAGAUUGUUUGUACAGAUAAAGGGAUUCUGGCUGUGGAACAAAACAAGGUUCUAAUUCCUCCAGCAUGGAACAAGACUUUUGCAUGGGGCUAUGCAGACCUCAGCUGUAGGCUGGGAACCUAUGAUUCUGACAAGGCAGUUGUUGUGUACGAAUGCUUAUCUGAGUGGGGCCAGAUCUUGUGUGCCAUUUGUCCAAACCCCAAACUAGUCAUCACUGGAGGAACAAGUACAGUGAUUUGUGUAUGGGAAGUCGGCACCUCAAAGGAAAAAGCUAAAGCCCUUACUCUGAAACAGGCUUUGAUUGGGCAUACAGACACAGUGACAUGUUUGACUGCCUCACUGGCCUAUCACAUAGUUGUAAGUGGAUCACGUGAUCGAACAUGCAUUAUCUGGGACCUUAACAAGCUGUCAUUUGUAACCCAGUUACGUGGACACAGAGCUCCAGUGUCAGCUCUUUGUAUAAAUGAGUUAACAGGUGACAUUGUGUCUUGUGCUGGCACAUAUAUACACGUAUGGAGUAUAAAUGGCAAUCCCAUUGUCAGUGUGAACACCUUCACUGGAAGAAGCCAACAGAUACUGUGCUGCUGUGUGUCUGAAAUGAAUGAGUGGGACACCCAGAAUGUCAUUGUCACAGGACAUUCAGAUGGAGUGGUUCGUUUUUGGAGGAUGGAGUUUUUACAAGUGCCAGAGACGCCAGCUCCGGAACCUGCAGAUGCCAUGGAGUUGCCAGAUGAGUGCUCAGAGGCACAUUUAGGACCCGAAGCUCAGGAUGAUGACAGCAGUGACUCUGAUGUAGAAGAUCAAAGCUCCAGUCAGGACACUGCAUCAAAGGACAGCCAAGCUCAGCCUAGCAAUGUUGUGCAUCGAGCAAGGGCAUCGUCUGCCAGGGCUGGCUUGGCAGCAUGGUCUGGGGAUAGUGGAUCCGAUGACUCCAGGCGCUGGUCGGAUCAGUUGAGUCUGGAUGAAAAAGAUGGCUUUUAUAGUGGUGAACUAUUCUGAAGGCCAUUCAAAACAGUUCCUACAAGCUCAGAGCAGUGCCCAGACAAGCCAGCAGGAGGUCCGACACUAUAACAAACUGAAAACAGGAUACAGAUGGGAACGACAGUUGGUCUUUCGAAGCAAACUUACUAUGCACACAGCAUUUGACCGGAAAGACAAUGCACAUCCUGCAGAGAUAACUGCACUGGGAAUAUCCAAGGAUCACAGCAGGAUUUUGGUUGGUGACGGCAGAGGACGGGUGUUCAGCUGGUCUGUAAGUGAUCAACCAGGGCGAUCUGCUGCUGACCACUGGGUGAAGGAUGAAGGAAUGGACAGCUGUUCAGGAUGUGCUGUGAGGUUUUCCUUAACAGAGAGGAGACAUCACUGUAGAAACUGUGGCCAGCUUUUUUGCCAAAAGUGCAGCAGGUUCCAAUCUGAGAUCAAGCGCCUGAAGAUUUCUUCACCAGUGCGAGUGUGUCAGAACUGUUAUUAUAAUUUACAGCAUGAACGGGGCUCUGAGGAGUCAUCAAGGAACUAG